Molecule: messenger RNA, 387 nt
Organism: Cladocopium goreaui
Lineage: Eukaryota; Dinophyceae; Suessiales; Symbiodiniaceae
Source: the annotation of a GenBank genome assembly
GCGCACGCCUUGGCCAAUGCCCUACUCUCGGCCGGCCUGAGUUUCGGGCCUUUGGGGGUGCUGAUUACACUCUACACGGGCACUGCGCUGCUCACCAACAUCAUUAGCAACACAGCCACCUGCGUGAUGAUGAUUCCAGUGGCUGCGCAUAUCUCUGAAGAGCUGCAAGGAAUGGAGAAUUCUGAAUUGAACUUGAAGACGCUGAUCAUCAUGGUCAUUCUGGCUUCCAACGCAGCGUUUGCCACACCCCUGGGGUCACCUUGCAAUCUCUUGGUGGUGGAUGCUGGCGAUUAUGAAUUCCGAGACUUUCUGCGCUUCGGAGGGAUGCUUCAACUGGUCUUGUUAGUGUCAACUUGCACCCUGCUCUACGCGUGUCCGUGUACAUAA